Psammomys obesus (fat sand rat) is the source of this 873-nucleotide messenger RNA. RefSeq names its product dolichyl-phosphate mannosyltransferase subunit 2, regulatory (gene Dpm2). The coding region runs from base 52 to 306 and encodes 84 amino acids. NCBI's taxonomy places the organism in Eukaryota, Metazoa, Chordata, Mammalia, Rodentia, Muridae. The transcript has 4 exons. Gene Ontology annotation, molecular function: enzyme regulator activity. The record is from RefSeq and is a predicted model, not a curated record. Gene Ontology annotation, cellular component: dolichol-phosphate-mannose synthase complex; endoplasmic reticulum membrane. Gene Ontology annotation, biological process: GPI anchor biosynthetic process.
AGCCUGAAUCAGAAACCGGAUGUGUCUUGUUGCUCCGGCGAAACACGGGAAAUGGCCACCGGCACAGACCAAGCGGUGGGAUUUGGCCUCGUCGCCGUUAGCCUGAUCAUCUUCACCUACUACACCACUUGGGUGAUUCUUUUGCCAUUCAUUGACAGCCAGCAUGUCAUCCACAAGUACUUCCUGCCCCGCGCCUAUGCUGUCCUCAUCCCAUUGGUUGCAGGCCUCCUGCUGCUCCUAUUUGUGGGAUUGUUUAUCACAUACGUGAUGCUGAAGAGCCAGAGGGUGACCAAGAAGGUUCAGUGAAGGUCCAGCACAGAUGAGGCUGCCAGAGCCUUUUCCGUAUCUCCUCCAGGGAAGGGACCAAAGGUCACAGCCUGCAGGACAGUCACCUGGCUGCACUGUGGCCUUCUCUGGAAUGUGGGGUUGCUUACGACUCAGCUCUGACAAAGCGGGCCCUCUCUCUCUUGUUCAUCCUUUCCAAGCCGAGAGGAAGGUGGAUUGGGAAGCCUCGCUCACUCCCUUCUGGGCUCAGGGGCUAAACAUUGCUGGCUUCUGUCCACCUCAGAGUCAAAGCUCCCUGCCUCUCCCACAGAGUCUUUCUCUCUUUCCUCAGUUUUCCUCCUGUCAUGUGCUGAAAGACUUAGGUUCCACCGCUGUGUGCAGCCUCCCCGCCUCUCUAUACAAAUCCUGUCCCUUUGCAAGGCAGCUCUUCCGAGUCUGACACUGCCCGGGCUCCAUGAGGGCUUCUGGACCUAGAAAGCCCUAGGGAAAGACUGACAAACCCGAGAAACACAGGGACACAUCCAGGCAGCCACACCAAAGCCCAGCUGGCCUGUUGGGGAAAACUUACAAAUAAAUGUUGAUCAUGCU